Molecule: messenger RNA, 1036 nt
Organism: Gavialis gangeticus (Gharial)
Lineage: Eukaryota; Metazoa; Chordata; Crocodylia; Gavialidae
Gene: TMBIM7
Product: protein lifeguard 1
Exons: 5
Coding region: 404-1036 (210 amino acids)
Cellular component (GO): membrane
Source: RefSeq, a predicted model, not a curated record
GUUGGUUUAAUAAAAGAUACCACAUCUACCCAAAUAACCUUUCCAGUACUUCCUCGGUCUUUCAAAGACAGGCUUAGUGCCCUAACUCCAGGAAGGCCUUGUACAAGCUUCGGAAAAUUUGGAUCUAAAUCCAUCAGGUUCUUUCUGACACUUACCUGCUAACAGAGCCAGCUCAUGCAGGUGUGGCUAGUUAAAGGAAAGAGCAGCUGCCUCUCAACCAGUCGUCAGCUAAUGAGUCAGUGUACAGAAGUCCUGCAUUAGAAGCCAGUUAUUUAUUAGUCUAUAUGUUAAAUAGACUUUUUAGAAAGAGUGUUUUGGUCUCCCUCUGAUUGCAGGAUGUGCUCUGAAAACAGAAACAUAAUUAAUUAGUUACUCUGACAGAAAAGAAAAGUGUUAUCUGAAGAUGGAGAGAAAUGAAUCAGCAAAUUAUCCUGGAGCUGGAGCUGGAGCUGGAGCUGGAGGAGAGAGUCCAUUCAAUAAGAACCAGUAUCAGGGCAGGGGGGUUCCACCGGCCCAAUAUUGGGUCCAGACUCAUCCACCGGCAAGCCCUUCACCUUAUGUUUUGAAUGUGGAGAAUCCUGAUCUGCUGCCUCCUGCCUACCAGCAUCAAGCAGCUGGAGAAGCAAUGCCAAAUGAUCGUCUGGCUGCAGUCCAUGACAAGCCCCCUGCAUAUCAGAGUCCUAUGGAAGAGUCCAGCCAAUUCUCUGACAAGGCUAUCCGACAAGCUUUCGUCAGGAAAGUGUAUCUCAUUUUGACUGUUCAGCUGGCUGUAACUGUUGGCAUAAUCUGCAUUUUUAUUUACUGGAGGAGACUUAAAGUAUGGAUAUGGAUGAAUCCCUGGUUUACAUACGCUCUGUUUCCAGCAAUCCUUAUUUUGGCAAUUGUCCUUGCCUGCUGUGAUAAUGCCCGCAGAAAAUUUCCAUUGAACUUAAUUUUAUUGGCAAUAUUUGUAAGUACUUUACUAGAAUUAAUGAAGGUCUCUUAUUGUCUAUGCUCCAUUUCCACUAAUGUGUGUUAUUUCUAUUCCAGUAGCUGA